CGAAGCGAUUUAGUGACGUCAUGCUAAAGCAGAAGAGAUAAGAAAGUCAAAAAAGUGAAGUUCUGUUUUCUAAUAUAUUCUCAACUUUUAUAGGCACCUUUGUUCGCUACGUAAUUUUGAAAAAUGUCGUACGCAUACCUGUUCAAAUACAUCAUCAUUGGGGAUACAGGGGUUGGCAAAUCUUGUCUUCUUCUCCAAUUUACGGAUAAAAGAUUCCAGCCUGUUCAUGAUCUAACAAUAGGUGUAGAGUUUGGUGCUCGUAUGAUAACAAUUGAUGGAAAGCAAAUCAAGCUUCAAAUUUGGGAUACUGCAGGUCAAGAGGCAUUCCGUUCUAUUACAAGAUCAUAUUACCGUGGAGCAGCAGGAGCUUUAUUAGUAUAUGAUAUCACACGUAGGGAAACAUUUAAUCAUUUGACAACUUGGUUAGAAGAUGCAAGACAACACUCAAAUUCUAACAUGGUGAUCAUGUUAAUUGGUAAUAAAAGUGAUCUGGAUAAUAGAAGGGAAGUAAAGAGAGAAGAAGGUGAGACCUUUGCAAGAGAACAUGGGCUAGUUUUUAUGGAAACCAGUGCAAAGACAGCAACCAAUGUAGAGGAAGCAUUUAUCAAUACAGCAAAAGUAAUUUAUGAAAAAAUUCAGGAAGGUGUAUUUGACAUAAACAAUGAGGCAAAUGGUAUCAAGAUUGGACCACAACAUUCACCCACAAGUCCUGGAGGUUUAGCAGGUACUGGUGGACAAGGAAACACGCAGGGUGGUGGGUGCUGCUAGGGGCUGGGGGUUGCCUGUCCACCGCUUCAUCCUUCUCCAAUUUAAAUUAAUCUUUCUACUCCUGCUCCCCAUUUUAUUCUCAACCAAUUACUUUGUAUAUUUGUUUGCGCAUGUCGCAUCAUAAGGUAACAAGUGAUUAUUGGUGUAUUUAUUAUUUAAAAGAAAAACGUAUACACGUACUGAAUAGGAAUAUUAUAAGGUAAAAUGUUAUAUAUUGCUUAACUCAUGAAAUCUAAUAAAGUUUUAAUUUACAGAUUAUCAUUGAUGUAAACUGAUUAUUUUUAAAUAAUGUUUGUUACAUCUCUUGUAUAUUUAAUUCUUCUACAAUAUAAUAACAUUAGCACAUUUUAAUAGAUUCGUAAAGUAGUUCAAUCUUUUAAUAUAAUAUAGAAUCAAUUUUAUUUUUUACAUACUGUAGUAAAAAGAAAUAGAACUUGUGUUAUUAACUCAGCACUACAUAUAACUUUCACUUAUUCGUACUUAAAAUCGUUUAAUUUCUAUCGCGAUGGAUAUAAAAAAGACCAUGAAAAAUUAAUUACAUAUUGGAUACUGAUUGAGCGGUAAAGGAUAGGCACUUCUAUUCGAUGUUUUGUAUUUGUUCACAUUGUAUAUUGUAUGUAUUGUGCACUGAUCUUUCAAAUUUGAUUUACUUUAAUACUAAAUCAUAGUUACUAACAUAUGAAUCAAAGUCGUUUGUCGAAGAUAUGGUUUACACUUGACUACCUAAGGCGACACAUGUAUAUGAAUGUAUCAAUGUAUGAAAUUAUGAAUAUAUAAAACGUAUAAAUCAAUUUUAUCCUAAGGCCUAUUUAACCAAAUAAUCGUAAUUACUUAAUUGUGAUUGGUAUUGUUAUUUCUGGUAUACUAUAUUACAAAGAUAUCUGAUUUACAUGAAGUGAAUUUUUAUUUUCAAAUAAAACGAAGGAAACUUCUUCGAUUUUACAUUUGUAGCCAAUAGUAGUGAUGCCAAUCAAAAAUAUAGAAAAUAUGUACUUCGUCAACUUCAAUUUAAAUGAAAUACACAUUUACAUGUAUAUUUGUUAGUUUUAUAAUAAGUUUAAUAUUACUAAAUUUGUUCAAUGUAAAACGAUCUGAUUAAACGUAAAAAAUAUGCUAUCAAAGUAGUGCAUUUCGUCGUAUCUAUCGAAAUGAUAGCUGGUAAACAAAUAUAUAUCGAUAUAAAUGAUAUUUUAUAAAGGAAACUAAAAAAUAAACUUUGUUUAGUUAAUGUAAA
Molecule: messenger RNA, 2002 nt
Organism: Osmia lignaria (orchard mason bee)
Lineage: Eukaryota; Metazoa; Arthropoda; Insecta; Hymenoptera; Megachilidae
Gene: Rab2
Product: RAS oncogene family member Rab2
Molecular function (GO): GTPase activity; GTP binding
Source: RefSeq, a predicted model, not a curated record